AUGGUCAGAAUAGGUCAUAUGGCAUCAUAUUUCAUGCCGUUAUUCUGUUCUCAUAAACCGCAUAUUGUUAGUUUAGCGGUGAUCGUUACUGGAACUACAUUUUCUACCUUUUAUUGGAUGUCAAAGUUGUUGUUAAGUGAAUAUGAUGAUCCCUUAAUGUUUAAACCGAAUUCUCAAGACUAUUUUCGAUCCUCAUUAUUGGGGUUAUUCUCCCCAUUUUUAUAUUAUUUCAUUAAAGUAUUUCUUUUGAAUAUAAAUAACACAUUUGUUAUUGGGAAUAUAAUAACUGAUUUUUUAAUUAAUGAUUGGUUUAUGUUAUGUCUUCUUAUCAUGUUGGCUUACCCUCAAUUACAAGAACCUAUACAACAUUCUUCUGCAAUUAUUGUAGAUAAAAAUUCUUCAUUGUUUUCAGAACAUGAUAAUUCUAUGGAACAGUGGCAUAUUAUCCCUAAGCAAUCAUAUAUUUUUGGAGUAUCUUGGAGUUUAGGAGAAUUAAUAGUAUGUCUUAUUGCAAAUGUAUUUAAUUAUGAAGAGACUUCACCAUUAGAAAAUAAUGAAUCUAUUGAAGUCAUAAAUCCUAAUACAGAGACUAGCUUAAAUCCUGAUCAAUUAAUCGACAGAAAAGAGAUCACUUUAGCUAAAUGUGUUGGUUUGAGAAGAAACUCAUCUUCAAUUUCUUCAAAUAUUUACUAUAAUGAAGUAGAACCAUUGUUUCAACCAGGUCAAGCAUACAAUAACAUUAAAGGGUAUGGCUCAAAUUAUUUGUAUGAUGCAAGUAAUAAAUUAAAAUCAUUCACCAAUGUUAUUAUGGUAGAUCCUAUCGAUAAUUCCCUAAGGUUUUCCUCCUCUGAUAUCGAAGAGGGUUGGUGUCACAGACAUUCUCCAAGGCCGGCUUUAGAAUAUCGUUAUGGUUUCAUUUGGAUCAAAUAUACAUCAAGUGAAUCACAAUUUCCAUCUUUUUCUGAUGUUAAACUGUAUAUAGAGUUAACCUCUUGGAAGGCGAUUUUCAAAUCCUUGUUACAGUAUGGCUUAAUAUUAUCCAUGAAUAUCCUAUAUAUAGCAGGUCAAUCCUUUCUUUUAUCCAUUUAUUUCAUAUAUGUCCGUGGCCAUGAAAGAUUGUUCACCAAGAUUGUCAAUUAUUUUGGUAGUAAAAAUAUUGAGGUUUUUUUAUUGGUACUUAUAGUUCCGCUGUCUAUUAUUAAUCUUUGUAUAAGUAUUUUCGUGUUUCUAUGCAAUGAUGUCUUGGAAUGGGUAAACUUACAACUAAUAAACCAAGAUUUGAAUAAUAUCGAAUACAGUUUCUACCCAAGAGUAUAUCAAAAUCAUCAUGUAUAUCUACAGGACAGUAGAUCUAGUCAAUCACUAAACUUAAAUGACUCGCAAGCGUCCACCAUAAUGUAUCCAAACUUCCCACAAGAACUAAAUGGCACAACAGAAAAAAGAAACAGGAAGAAGUUUACUGAAUAUUAUAAAAAAUUACUCAGAAAAUGGGAAAAAACAGCCAUUCACAAUGAUUUUAUAUUGACUAACGUAAUAAUAUGGAGUAUGUCACUUUUCAUUAUUGGAAUAUUGAGUGCAGUUAAAAUUCCAGCUAUAAAUAACUAA
This is a messenger RNA of Arxiozyma heterogenica, 1605 nucleotides long. It is a transcript of the gene AIT1, whose product is annotated as Ait1p. Lineage: Eukaryota; Fungi; Ascomycota; Saccharomycetes; Saccharomycetales; Saccharomycetaceae. The transcript has a single exon. The coding region runs from base 1 to 1605 and encodes 534 amino acids. The record is from RefSeq and is a predicted model, not a curated record.